AUGACUCUGAGUUCAAAAAUGCAUUUUUCCAAGUCUUAUGUUCGGGUGAGGGAAUAUGAUUCGAGGCGGGACUCAAGAAGUCCUAGUCGUGGCCCAUCUCAUUCUAGAGGAAGAAGCUACAGCCGUAGCCGUAGCCGCAGUCGUAGUGACAGCCCUGUGCGGAGCCCAAGCAAAUCUCCAAAUGUUAAAUCCUCACAACGAUCACCUGCUAAAUCUCCAGCCAGAUUGGUUUCUCGUUCUCGCUCAAGAUCUAGGUCCCGUUCUUUAUCAGGAUCACGGUCAAGGUCAAGAUCUCCAUUACCUCUGCGUAACAAAAGCCCUAUAAAGCGCAGUGCUAGCAGGAGUCCAAGUAGGAGCAGGAGUCCAAGUAGGAGCCGAAGUAAAAGUCUAUCCAGGUAA
Molecule: messenger RNA, 399 nt
Organism: Vicia faba (fava bean)
Lineage: Eukaryota; Viridiplantae; Streptophyta; Magnoliopsida; Fabales; Fabaceae
Source: the annotation of a GenBank genome assembly